Molecule: messenger RNA, 1244 nt
Organism: Rhagoletis pomonella (apple maggot)
Lineage: Eukaryota; Metazoa; Arthropoda; Insecta; Diptera; Tephritidae
Exons: 3
Coding region: 829-1149 (106 amino acids)
Source: RefSeq, a predicted model, not a curated record
GUUUUCCUGCAGAAAGUGGUCGAUGCUUGCUUACCUCCGAUUUUAAUUUGUAAAUUGUGGUAUUUCAACGUUUUCAACUUAACAUGUCGUGUUUAAAAGUGGUGCUUUCAAUUGUAUGUGGGCUGGUGUUGCUGUUUGAGAACUGUGAAGCUGUGGAAGCUUUUGACAAAUCUCCAAAGGACCAAAAGGAAAAAUCAACUAAGUUGCCGCCUUGUAAAUCAUGCACUGUGCUUGUGGAAUCAUUUAAUUUGGGUUUGGAAAAAAUAAGUCGCGGCAAGCAUGCCGGUGGUGAUGCAGCUUUAUUUCCAUAUUUUCCAUAAAUGAAGUGGUGCUUUAUCAUGCGCGGAAUGCACUUAAAGGCAUGGUACGUCCUCAGAGUUUAAAGAUUUGUCAAUUCCAAAUCAACACGGGCUUCAUACCGGAACAAGAAACAUUGAUAACAUUUUCCUCGAAUGAUCUCGAUGAUUUACCGGAUGCCGAUCAGGUUCCUCAUGACUUUUAGGUUUCGCUGUCGUUGAGUUUCACGGAUAACGAAUUUCCGCCGAGUAGGAAUCCUCCUUGGUUACCAGCAAAGCCCAUAAGACACGCACAACAUAUAUUUAGUUCGCAAUUAGAAUUCGAGGAAAUGGUGGAUAAUUUCGGCAAGUCCCUAUAGUAUUUCCGCCCAUUUCAAUUAUUUAUUUAUUUUCCUUACAACAGUGACAAAACCUAGUUCCAUCAACAAACCUACGCCUGUUAGGUCAGCUGCUUCCGUAGAUAACGCCUAUUUUACCAGAUGCUACCGAAAUAAAGCAAGAGGAGCAACCUCAACCAUCACCACCAAUAGACAUGCUCAAUUUAAACCAGCCCCAACCCCAGCUGCCGGUGCAAGAUCCACAAGCCACAACGAGUAACGCUAGUUUCGAUUUGCUUGGAGCAUUCGGGGAUGAUAAUUCAUCUGGCAUUGGCUCGGCUCCAAUACCUGAUAUUUUAGAAAUUAAUGUACAACCAACUUCAAAUGCCAACCUUGAUGAUAUCUUCGGCUCAGUUGCUUCAUCGGCGCCGAAAAUCAACCUGGAGUUUAAUAGUUUUUCUGUAAACCAGCCGACACCAACUAGUGCAAACCAACCUGGUGUAUUGGUUUGUGUCGCGUCAGUCUCAGCAAAAUAGUCUUGCAUCAACAACCAGAGCUCAGUACGUCAUAGUUAUUUUUCUUCUCUAUUUUUGGAAGCUAGUGCAAUGAGUUAUAGUUUUAAUAAAUAUUU